Nomascus leucogenys (northern white-cheeked gibbon) is the source of this 2735-nucleotide messenger RNA. It is a transcript of the gene INTS9, whose product is annotated as integrator complex subunit 9. Gene Ontology annotation, cellular component: integrator complex. The record is from RefSeq and is a predicted model, not a curated record. Lineage: Eukaryota; Metazoa; Chordata; Mammalia; Primates; Hylobatidae. Gene Ontology annotation, biological process: snRNA processing.
GAGGAUGCAUUGGCGGCUGGGAUGAAUUUGAGCUGACGGAAGGAGGCGUUCGGAGAGGAAAGGGAGGAAAAUGAAAGGCGACCACAGUUCCCAUGAUGCCUGGAGGGGAGACUACAUUUCCCAUUAUUCCCCUGGAAGGGACGUGAGGAAGAAAGACUGCAAGUCCCGCGAUGCUCUCGGCUGGCAGGUGGCGGAGAUUGCACCGGAAGACGCUUCCUGGGUUUGAGGAGUUCAGUGACUGCUAUUGAACCACCAAAAGUCCAUUAUGAAACUGUAUUGCCUGUCAGGGCACCCAACCUUACCAUGCAAUGUGCUCAAAUUCAAAUCAACCACCAUUAUGUUGGACUGCGGACUGGACAUGACUUCUACUCUCAAUUUCCUUCCUUUGCCACUUGUUCAAAGUCCCAGGCUGUCCAGUCUUCCUGGCUGGUCCCUGAAGGAUGGAAAUGCUUUCUUGGACAAGGAGCUAAAGGAGUGCUCGGGUCAUGUAUUUGUGGAUUCUGUGCCGGAAUUCUGUUUACCAGAGACGGAGCUAAUAGAUCUGUCUACAGUAGAUGUGAUUCUCAUCUCUAACUAUCACUGUAUGAUGGCGCUGCCAUACAUCACCGAGCACACCGGCUUCACAGGCACAGUGUAUGCCACGGAACCCACUGUCCAGAUCGGCAGGCUUCUCAUGGAAGAGCUGGUGAAUUUCAUUGAAAGAGUGCCAAAGGCUCAGUCUGCCUCCUUGUGGAAGAAUAAGGACAUUCAGAGGCUGUUACCUUCUCCUCUCAAGGAUGCAGUGGAAGUCUCAACCUGGAGAAGAUGCUAUACAAUGCAAGAGGUGAACUCUGCCCUUAGUAAAAUCCAGCUGGUGGGAUAUUCUCAGAAAAUUGAGCUUUUUGGUGCGGUCCAGGUGACUCCUCUGAGCUCUGGCUAUGCCCUUGGGAGCUCCAACUGGAUCAUCCGGUCUCAUUACGAGAAAGUGUCUUAUGUCUCUGGAUCCUCCUUGCUUACCACACACCCCCAGCCCAUGGACCAAGCUUCUCUCAAAAACAGCGAUGUUCUUGUUCUGACAGGGCUUACCCAGAUCCCCACUGCAAACCCAGAUGGAAUGGUGGGAGAGUUCUGCAGCAACCUAGCUCUGACAGUCCGGAAUGGAGGAAAUGUGUUGGUUCCGUGCUACCCUUCUGGAGUGAUCUAUGACCUCCUGGAGUGCCUAUAUCAGUACAUUGACUCAGCCGGGCUCUCCAGCGUCCCCCUCUACUUCAUCUCCCCUGUGGCCAACAGUUCACUGGAGUUUUCCCAGAUCUUUGCUGAGUGGCUUUGUCACAACAAACAGAGUAAGGUGUAUCUUCCAGAACCGCCUUUUCCUCAUGCAGAGCUCAUUCAGACCAAUAAGCUGAAGCACUACCCCAGCAUCCAUGGAGACUUCAGCAAUGACUUCAGACAGCCCUGUGUGGUGUUCACCGGGCACCCUUCCCUCCGCUUCGGGGACGUGGUCCACUUCAUGGAGCUCUGGGGAAAAUCUAGUCUCAACACCGUCAUAUUCACGGAACCAGACUUCUCCUACCUGGAAGCCCUGGCUCCUUACCAGCCGCUGGCCAUGAAAUGCAUCUACUGCCCCAUCGACACCCGGCUGAACUUCAUCCAGGUGUCAAAGCUGCUUAAAGAAGUGCAGCCCCUGCACGUGGUGUGUCCCGAGCAGUACACCCAGCCGCCCCCAGCCCAGUCCCACAGGAUGGACCUCAUGAUCGACUGCCAGCCCCCUGCCAUGUCCUAUCGGCGGGCUGAGGUUCUCGCCCUGCCCUUCAAACGUCGGUACGAGAAGAUCGAGAUCAUGCCGGAGCUCGCAGAUUCACUGGUGCCCAUGGAGAUCAAGCCUGGCAUCUCCUUGGCAACUGUCUCGGCCGUGCUGCACACCAAAGAUAACAAGCACUUGCUUCAGCCCCCUCCUCGACCCGCCCAGCCCACGAGCGGGAAGAAGAGAAAGCGGGUGAGCGAUGACGUACCGGACUGCAAAGUCCUGAAGCCUUUGUUGAGCGGUUCCAUCCCCUUGGAGCAGUUCGUGCAGACCCUGGAGAAGCAUGGCUUCAGUGAUAUUAAGGUGGAGGACACAGCCAAGGGCCAUAUCGUCCUGCUCCAGGAAGCUGAGACGCUCAUCCAGAUUGAAGAAGACUCGACCCAUAUCAUCUGCGACAAUGACGAGAUGCUCAGAGUGCGACUGCGGGACCUUGUCCUCAAAUUCUUACAGAAGUUCUGAGUGGGCCAUCUGAGCCACUUCCCUGAAAUCCUGCAGUCCCUCACUGGCUGCCCUCACAAGCCACCUGAGGAGUGGCAUGAGAGGCCAUUAACUGUGCCUUUGUGGUGGUGUCCUCUGGCUUAAGGAAUGAAGAGGUGGCUCUUGAGGGAAAUGGUCUGGACUUAUUCCCAGCACUGUUUCAGGCAGGAACUUUCCCUUUCAACUUCAGGCUCAUUUUCUUCUCAACUCUGGCUCUCUCGAGGAGCUGGAGGGUGGCAGAAGUGGGACAGGAGCAGUUUUCCAAGAAGCUCAUGGGGGCCAGGGAGGCAGAGGUGACUGGCUGGCUGUCUCACAUGGGUCCCAGGCCUCAGGCAGGGGAGCCAGCCUUUGGCUUCGUUUACUUGCCUACAGUGCUGCACCCAGUAAGAUGAUCCCAAAAGAUGGUAAAGUGAACCCAUCUAUCUGCAUUUUCUACUCUCAGCCCAUUUGUUAAUAAAAACUUAUUUUUAUAUAA